Messenger RNA from Rosa chinensis, 3219 nucleotides. RefSeq names its product pentatricopeptide repeat-containing protein At3g09040, mitochondrial. Gene Ontology annotation, biological process: RNA modification. Lineage: Eukaryota; Viridiplantae; Streptophyta; Magnoliopsida; Rosales; Rosaceae. The record is from RefSeq and is a predicted model, not a curated record. Bases 16 to 2481 code for a protein of 821 amino acids. Gene Ontology annotation, molecular function: RNA binding; protein binding. The transcript is spliced from 3 exons.
AAAUGGCAAAUAUAAAUGGUAUUGGCGCGCACAAGAGGGCAUUUGGAAUUGGAAUUGGAAUGGGCGAGGAGGGUAAUGAGGAGCUUACGCUUAUUGGGGCUUCCUCUUGCUUCAACGAUUAAAACUAUAAUUCCUUGUAAAGUUAAACCCAGGCAAUUCCACCUGUAUCACAGUUCGAAACCCUGUUCUUCAUGCUCUUAUCCCUCCCUGGGUAAACACUCAACUGCCAUUGCCGGCGCUCUUUCCCUCGCCGAGACUUCAAACUCCUGUUUUCUUGGUCUCCAAAUCCAUGCCCGCAUCAUCAAGCUGGGACUCACUAGCGACAUUUUUUCAUUGAAUAACUUGAUCAAAGUGUACUCGAAAUGUGGGCAACUGGGUGAUGCGCUCAAGGUGUUUGAUGAAAUGCCUGAGAGGAACCUCGUCUCUUGGACUCUGCUCGUCACUGCUGCCGUCCAGGAUGGUGAGUUUGAAUUGGGAUUGGAGGUUUAUUCGGAAUUGGUAAAAACGGGCUUGAGGCCGAAUGAGUUCUCUGUUGCUAGUGUUCUCAAGGCAUGUGCAAGUACGGAAGCGUAUAAGUUUGGCGUCAGUGUUCAUUGUUGUGCUCUGAAACUUGGGAUUGAGCAGAACCUUUUUGUCGCUAGCUCUCUUUUGAACAUGUAUGCUGAGUUGGAGGAUGUUGAAUCCGCGGAGGGGGUGUUUGAGUCUACGACCGAUCUUGAUACUGCUUGUUGGAAUACUAUGAUUGGAGGGUAUACGAAGUGUGGCUAUGGCUUUGAAUCCUUGAAGCUUGUGUCUUUAAUGGUGUGCAAAGGGAUAAGCAUGGACCACUUCACCUUUGUUAAUGCUCUUAAGGGGUGCUCCUCUAUGGGGAAUUUAGAUUUUGGGAAGCAACUACAUGGAUUGCUCAUCCGUAGUGAGAUGGAAUUUAGUACCUCAGUAAUGAACGCUCUUAUGGAUAUGUACUCUACACACGGGAAGAAGGAUUUGGCUUUCAAAGUUUUCAAUAGGAUAAAAACCAAAGACAUAAUAUCCUGGAACACUGCAUUUGGGGUCUUUUCUGAAGACAUAAAUGCAAAAGAGCUUUUAAACUUAGUCCAUGAGUUCAUGCUAGCAAACAUGAAGCCAAACCAUGUCACUUUCUCAGUCUUGUUUAGACAAUGUGGUCAGCUACUUGAUCUCAACCUUGGGCUUCAGUUUUUCUGCCUUGCAUUGCAAUUUGGAGUCUAUAAUGAAGCUAUUGUCAGAAGCUCAUUAAUGAACAUGUUUUCUAGAUGUGGGGCUGUGGAGAUGGCAUUCUUGUUUUUUGACAGCUUACUGUACAAAAGCAUAACUUCUUGGAAUGAGUUGAUUUCUGGAUGCAAUUCAAACUAUUACUACGUGGAAGCCAUGAAGAGUUUUUACAAUCUAUGGCACUUGGGAGUUGGAGUCAAUGAAUUUACCUUGUCCAUUAUAUUGGAAACUUGUUUUAGAGAUGAACACCAACAAAUGGUUAGACAAAUUCAUGGUGCUAUUGUCAAGUCUGGCUAUUCAUUGCAUGGAUAUGUUUGUAGCUCAUUAAUUAAAUGCUAUGUUAAACUUGGACAACUUGAUGAGUCCUUUGAGUUUUUUAAUGGGUUUGAGAGAUUGGAUGUGGAAAUUUGGGGGACCAUGAUAUCUGCGCUGGUGCAUCAGGGAUAUCAUUUUCAAGCUAUCAAAUUUCUCAACUCUCUGAUGGAAGCUGGCAGGAAGCCUGAUGAAUUUAUCUUGGGUAGUAUUCUAAGUAGUUGUGCUCAUAUUGCAGGCUAUCAUUUAACUCAUUCUGUUCAUUCCAUUGUCAUCAAAAUGGGAUUUCAAAAACAAGUAUUUGUGGUUAGUGCAGUUAUAGAUGCUUACGCAAAAUGCGGGGAUAUUGAAAAUGCAAGGAUGAUAUUUAGCCAGUCAUCUAGAUCUGGCGAUGUAGUUAUAUGUAAUGCUAUGAUCAUAGCUUGUGCUCAUCACGGUCUGGUCGAGGAAGCUAUGGCAAUCUUUGAGAAAAUGAAGUUGGCUAAUCUAAAGCCCAGCCAAGCCACAUUUGUGUCAGUGUUAGCAGCUUGUAGCCACAUGGGACGGGUUGAUCAAGGUCGUUUGUUGUUUGAAUCAAUAGCCUCUGAUCAUAAGUUGAAACAAAUUUCUCAGGAUAUUUAUGGUUGCAUGGUUGAUAUGCUUUCACGAAAUGGAUUCCUUGAAGAAGCUAGACAAAUAAUUGAAGUAGUGCCUUAUACUCCUUGGCCUGCCAUAUUAAGAUCCUUGCUUAGUGGUUGUCGGACGCAUGGGAACUUACAGUUGGGAGAAUGGGCUGUUAAGGAGUUAGUCCAGUUGGUUCCAGAAAAUGAUGCACCUUAUGUAUUAUUGUCAAAGGCUCAUUCUGAAGCAGGUAGUUGGGAGGAUGCUACAAAGAUAAGGAGGGAAAUGAUAGAAAGAGGGGUACAAAAAAAUACAGGAUAUAGUUGGAUUGAGCUAUAGAAAAAAGCACUCUCAGGAUUAUCCUCAGCAUCAUCAGGGCCUAUAAUCAUGUUGGUUGUGACAAGCUCAUGGCUUAUUCUUUGCCACGGGGCAACCUUGUUCAUUUCAGGCUUCUAUUACGCAUGGAUUGCUGACCAUGCUUAUAAAGGAGACAAGGGAUUCUCUUUCUCCAACCAAUCACCUGAAUGGGUCUUUAGUCUUCUUCGACUUCACACGGCUGGAAUUCACCAACACUAAAUGUUCUUGGAGAGAUUCUACGGAUAGCAAAUUGGAGAGAUUGGCUCAUGAAGUGGGAUGUGAGAUAGGAUUUGGCCCCUAAAAUAUUUGGGUCUGCCCCUGGGUGCCAAUCCUUUUGGCACCCUGUGAUUGAGAAACUAGAGAAGAGACUCGAGGUUGGAAGUUGGCUUUUUUUAUCAAGAGGUGGCAGGUUGACCUUGGUCCAAGCAGUUCUGGGCUGUUUACUUUAUAUUUCUGUUUUCCAAGAUAUCAAAACACUUGAAUCAUAUGGGUUGCUGCAAGAGCCUUCUGGAGAUUUUGCCCGAGUUAUAUCUUUGCUGCCGUGAAAAGGCUUUUUAGUUUUCAAGAUCGACUACUUAUAUCUAAGCUUUGUACUACGAACAUGCCCUGGUGUUCCCCAGGUUUUGUAUCAUUACUAGCAUUUCCUACAGAUGGCUUGUUUGAGCGGUUCCUUCACUUUUCAAACAAUUCCUUCUAGUUGAAGAGUGCAAUUCAAAUUUA